UUCCUCACUCUGCACUCUGGUUGUUUUUACCAAAAUAUUUCUUUAUUGAUUCCAUAAAUUAAUUAUAAAGGGUUUCCAGCCAAAUGAACCUCGACACAAGCUGUCUGUGUCUCGCUCACAAGAAUCAAGAAUCAAUCGGGGUCAAGGGCAAGGUCAUCUUUCAUAUUAACCACUUAAAUAAUAGUAAUAUGCCCAAGUUCAUCGUCAUCCAAUCUGUCAAUCAAUCACUCCUCAUAUCAGAUCGAUGUCGGUCGAGUGUCUCUGUAAUACAGAUGCUGUGUUUGUAAAAAUUGAUUGCAUCGUUUUGCACCGAAAAGUUUAAUGCUUUCGGCAAGACUUUCGAUACAAAAUAGUCAUAAUAAUUCUGUAUUUGGCACUCGUCUCUCCCUAAAUUCUACAGCUGGGUUAAGUUCGUCCUACAUGCAAUUUACUGCCAUUCAGUCGUAGAAUCAGUUUUGUCCAGUGUCAACUUUGACAAAUUUGUAACAUGGAACCCUGUAUUCCACUUCCGUUGGCGGACGGUAAUACUUUGAAAGAGCUCAUCCAAAAGGCAAAGGAUUGGGCAAUUAUGCAUGGCGCUGGAAUGCGAUCGAAAGACAGUUUUUCUCCAGAUUCAAUCAACUUUGCCCCAUUUAUGCUUCUCCCGUCCACAUUUCCUCGAUGUGAAUUCGAAAGAGCUGUGGGAAUUCAACCUGUCCUGAAUGAACUGAUGCACAAAGUAGCCCAUGAUUACGACUUUUUGAAGAACUCUUUAGAAACUACUAUUAAAGUUGACGAAUUCACUGGUCGGCUAUUCAAUAUUUAUGAAACUGUGAGGGCUGAAGGAAUCACUCAACCCUUCUCCCUGGGCUUAUUGAGAUCGGACCUGAUGUUGGAAACUGAUUGGCGAAAGUGUCAUUCGGAGGAUCCAGCAACAAGUGCACCUUAUUGCUGCUGGAAACAAGUCGAGGUCAAUACAAUCGCCGCUGGGUUUGGAUUUCUGGGGCCUAUCUCGGGACAACUACAUAGGUUCGUGUUGACCGAAUUAGGCCAUCUGACAGAACUCCGAAAUCUUCCAGAUAACAACGCUCUUGAAGGACUUUGUGGAGGAAUGCUAUCAGCAUGGAAAGUUUACAAUCAACCCAUGUCAGCGAUUUUGUUUGUAAUCGAAGAUGUAACGUACAACAUUUGUGAUCAACGAUUUCAUGAAUUUGAAAUUCAACGCCAAAAUGCGAAGGUCCGCGUUAUAAGGAAUACUUUAACGGAAAUCGCCACAAUUGGAAAGUUGGAUAACGAAAAACGCCUCUUUUUAAAUGACACAGAAAUUGCUGUGGUAUAUUUCCGAGCGGGAUACACACCUGAUCAUUAUUAUUCCGAAACGGAAUGGAAUGCUCGGCUCCUGAUUGAACGGUCUCUUGCCAUCAAAUGUCCCUCGAUUCAGUACCAUUUGACAGGAACAAAAAAAGUGCAACAAGAACUGGCUAGACCAGGCAUGCUGGAUAAGUACUUGACCCCUGAUAAGGUUGAGUCUGUUAAGGAAAUCUUUACUGGUCUUUACUCCUUGGGGAAGGACGAGGUGGGUGAUAAAGCUAUGCAAAUGGCAUUGGAAAACCCAACACGAUUUGUUCUAAAGCCUCAAAGGGAAGGUGGGGGCAACAACAUGUAUGGAGAGAAUGUUAAAUCAUAUCUCGAAAAAAUUAAGGAUAGUGAUGAAAGGAGUGCUUGGAUUUUAAUGGAACGUAUAAACCCUCCAGUGCAAACUAAUUAUAUGAUAAGACCAAAUAUACAAGGACCAAUUGUCACAGAAGUAGUUAGUGAGCUAGGGAUAUUCGGGGUGGUCCUAGGAAAUGCAGAUACAAUUUUGGAGAACACUCAAGUUGGACACAUGCUGCGAACGAAGAUCAGUUCUGCAGAUGAGGGUGGUGUAGCCGCUGGUUUUGGAGCGUUGGAUAGCGUUUACCUAGUUGAUAUUGGAAAGGCACCCAAGAAACAUGUUUAGUACAGAUUAAGUAGUGCCUUAAUGAUUCGGCAAUAAAUAUCUCUCUGCGAUAUAAGUAA
Messenger RNA from Folsomia candida, 2037 nucleotides. RefSeq names its product glutathione synthetase. Gene Ontology annotation, molecular function: glutathione synthase activity; ATP binding; glutathione binding. Lineage: Eukaryota; Metazoa; Arthropoda; Collembola; Entomobryomorpha; Isotomidae. The transcript is spliced from 16 exons. The record is from RefSeq and is a predicted model, not a curated record. Gene Ontology annotation, cellular component: cytosol. The coding region runs from base 488 to 1978 and encodes 496 amino acids. Gene Ontology annotation, biological process: glutathione biosynthetic process.